ACAGGAGGUACCCACUUUGGUAUUAGCUCCGAAGUGCAUCGGUGCUUUUACGGAGUGGAACGAACGCUAAACCGUUCUCUUUUUCCCACCGCAUCUAGGCUCACACAUGUCGCAAGAACGCCUCUUUCCCAUGUCUCUAUGCUGUAUUCCACCCUUUUCCCCUGCAGACAUGCUUCAGAACUCUCUAAAGUGACUGUUACAAUCGAUCUAUACGUGUAAAUUCGUACUGACGGAGCUGACGCCAACCCACCCAACGUUCGAUACGGCAUAAAACCAGCUCGUAGUUCAACGGCGCGUCGACUUCUUCACCUCCACCUCUUCCAAAAUGGACUUGGCCCAGGGAGCAGGCGUCUCGACGGCCACCACCAGCAACAGCAACGGCAGCUAUAAUGGCACCACCGCCGCCAGCUCGGACACUGUCGCCCCGAGGUCAAAGGUCAACAGUGCCUGCGAGGCCUGUAGACUUGCCAAGGUCAAGUGCCAGCCCAGUGAUCGAAGCGGCGUCUGUCGAAGGUGUCUCGAGUUCAGGCGCGAGUGUGUUUUCCGCACCGGUCCUCGAACACGCCGUCCUCGCCAGUCGAGACUGAAUCACACAGCUCCCCGUCGUCCUCCCCCUGCGGGGCCCUCCCAGACAUUCAGUAUCAACUUUGACAUGCCCGCUCCGGACAACGCUUGUCCUGCCGCACUGGAGUCCCUCGCCCAUCGCCACGCCUCUUACAUCGACAGUCUUCUUCCCCCCGAUGAUACUCACAUUCACACCCCCAUGUUCGACGACCUCAUGUUCAACGCCCUUCACUCAUUCCAUCACCCCGGAGGCUUCGCCCCGAGCCCUCCCCGUUCUCAUACAUCGUCCUCCCACUCUAAUGACCGUCCUCCAUCAAAUACAAACUCUGAUUAUCACUCGCAUGCUCACUUGUCUCCUUCUGGCACAUCCUCGUCCUCUUCCAGAGAUGCUGCGGCCGGCACCCCUGGGCCAUCCUUGGGGAACAGCACCGCCGUCCCUUCCACCGUCUCCAUCUCGUCCAUUGGCCUCAAGCCACAGUUCAACCUGGACUCGGCGUCCCGCCUCCUCGACUGCUUCAGACAGAUGGUCCCUCAUUUUCCCUGUAUUGUUCUCCCACCAGGCGCCACCGUCCAGUCCCUGGCCAAGUCUCGCCCGUUCGUUCUGCUCGCCAUUCUGUCCGUGGCUUCGGGCGCCGGCUCCCUCCAGGGACACACGCUGUACGACGAUGAAUUCCGCAAGAUUCUCGGUCUUAAGUUCGUUGCGUGCGGUGAGCGCUCCGUCGAAUUGCUUCAAGGCCUCCUCAUUUACUGCGCUUGGUAUCCCUUCCAUCUAAGGCCCAAGAACAAACAGGCCUUUCAGUAUGUCCGAAUGGCCGCCGAAAUAGCACACGAUCUAGACCUCGUCCAGCCGCCAGCCGAGACCAUCGUCACCGCAGACUCCCCCGUUACCCCUGAGCAGAUCGACGGCAUGCGCACCUACCUAUCCUGCUACUAUCUUGUGUCAUCUUUUGUUGCUACUUGGGCCAAGUUCUCUGCCCUUGGCCUCGAGUAUACGCAAUGGACUUCCAUCUGCUGCGGCGUACUGGAGCGCCGCUCUGAUGUCGAGGGAGACUCCACGUUAAGCUGGCUCGUUCGCUGUGCCCAUAUCAUUGAGGAGACGUGCAAGCUUGACCGUCCCGGUCCUGACGUUGAUGAUAAGAAAUCCCGCUUCAUGCUGCUAGGUCUUGAAUCCCAGUUCCGCGAAUGGUGCAGCAGGAUUCCUUCGACUUCCAUGCCAAGUGGAUCUGCCCUCCAUAUCAUGACAGGUUUCACCGAACUAUACCUUUACGCCUCUCCCCUUCUCCGCUUGGGCAAGCCAAAGAAGGCUCAGCCCGGCCUAUGCGGUGCACCACUGGAAAUCGAUCCUGAUCGCCUCUUCCAUGCGCUUCCGAUUCUCCGCCGCCUCCUCGACGCAUUCGCCGCUCUGCCGUCCUCUGCCUUGAUCCCCCUGACAUCGAUUGACUGGGGGAAGUUUGUCCAGGUGACAAUACUGGGCCUUCGUCUGUCAAUGCCCCUUCCCGGGUGCCCUGCCUGGGACGACGCUUUCGCGCGGCAGCAGCUCCGGUUCGGCGUCUUCUUGGGGCGUUUUAGCCAGGGGGAUGGACGCGAGACGAAGGGCUUGAUGCCUCCAGGCGUAGCGACAACCGGUACGAACGUGGUUGCCGCCAGUCGUAUCGUUUUUGGCGUGGUGCGGCAGAAGUACGAGGGCAGAUUGGCGAAGCUUGGGCAAAAUAAGCCGGCGCCGAAAUCCGCGCUCGAUGUGCAGAGUCAGCCACAACCCGAUACCUCAUCGGCAGCUCAGGAUCUAGCUAUGACGAUCCCAACAGCAACGAGACUCCGCGGGUGUCCGAUGUUGGAUGGCAGCCUCGACGGGUACAUACCGAUGUGGGACCAGGACCUUGAGGCACCGCCGAUGCUGUCGGGACUCCUGAGCUGGGAAAACCUUGAGGGAGGUCUUGAUGCAGGUGGCUUGUCCGGCAUGGACGCUGGGGACACCCUGCUUCAAGAUAUGUGGACAACCACCGGGUGGCCACAAGGAGAAGAAAUGAGUUCUAGACCUUCGGAUCCAAGAGACCCGGAUAGGAUAUGAUCUAGUCAUGGUUCUAGGUUAAACCCGGUGUACACUUGACAUAUAAGAACGGACCGGAUGAGCCAUGUUGGGAUAAUGUUGGGCUUCAUUUGGUCGGUGAAUAACAGAUGGGAGUUCACGGCUGGGCUACAUGCAUGCCUCCGGCUCUGGCUAUACGGAUCUUGGAGGCAUCUGAACAUGCCGGACUCCGCACGACAGCAGACCUGCACAGGACAGCUGCCGAUGAAAUAAAUGAGAGUUUCUUCCUAGACCAAGCACCUGGGGGGUUUUUUC
This is a messenger RNA of Sodiomyces alkalinus F11, 2905 nucleotides long. RefSeq lists its product as hypothetical. The record is from RefSeq and is a predicted model, not a curated record. The coding region runs from base 326 to 2632 and encodes 768 amino acids. Gene Ontology annotation, molecular function: zinc ion binding; transcription cis-regulatory region binding; DNA-binding transcription factor activity, RNA polymerase II-specific. Gene Ontology annotation, cellular component: nucleus. Lineage: Eukaryota; Fungi; Ascomycota; Sordariomycetes; Glomerellales; Plectosphaerellaceae. Gene Ontology annotation, biological process: regulation of DNA-templated transcription. The transcript has 6 exons.